Sceloporus undulatus (fence lizard) is the source of this 5416-nucleotide messenger RNA. It is a transcript of the gene ANKRD35, whose product is annotated as ankyrin repeat domain 35. Bases 1498 to 4854 code for a protein of 1118 amino acids. Lineage: Eukaryota; Metazoa; Chordata; Lepidosauria; Squamata; Phrynosomatidae. The transcript has 14 exons. The record is from RefSeq and is a predicted model, not a curated record. Gene Ontology annotation, molecular function: protein binding.
GUGUUAGCAAGACCUGAGCAAGGCUGGGGAUGAUGGGAAGUCCUGCAUUUGCAAGGCCUGAGCAAGGCUGGGGAUGGUAGGGAGACAUGCAUUUGUAAGACCUGAGCAAGGUUGUGGAUGAUGGGGCCCAUGCGUUUGCAAGGCCUGAGCAAGGCUGGGGAUGCUGGCGGGAGCCAUGCAUUUGCAAGACUUGAGGAAGGCUGUGGAUGAUGGUGGAGGGGGGGGCGCAUGGGUUUGCAAAAUCUGAGCAAGGCAGUGUGCAUUUGCAAGACCCGAGCAAAAAUGCGGAUGAUGGGAGCUGUGCAUUUGCAAGAGCUGAGCAAAUGGGUGGGUGAUGGUGGAUCUUGGCGCUCUCUCUUUCAUAGGGUUGCCAUAAGAGGAGGCUAACUUGAUGGCAAAUAACACAAGGAAACUCUGCAUCCCUUGCUCCUUUUAGGUCCGGCAGCAGCGUAGACCAUUGGCUAGUCCUUGGAUGGGAGACCAUCAAAGGCAAGGAUGCGAAUCCUGGAGAGGGAGCCAUGGCUGAUGGUCAAGGGAUGACUGCCCUUGCCCUCCUUCAGACAGGAAUUGGCCCUUCAGUGGCCGUCUGGAGCAAAAUAUUCUUUCAAAGUACCUGUUUCGGCAAGAUUAUUGAGGCAGAUAGUUUUGCUUCUCGCUUGGGGCCACGUCUUUGUUGCCGGCCAUUUUUCUCUUUGCAAAGCGUUUUACGAUUGCUCUGUCGUCGCAUCUCCCUGGAGGAGCAUUUAUUCCCUUCGAACGGGUUGAGUCUCCCUUCUCCAUAAUGUUUGGGAGCAGAAAUACUUUGGGUUUUGUGUCUGGGAAUAUUGGCAUCCUUCUUCGUGUUCUUAUUGUGCGCCUUCAAGUCUUCUCCACUUUAUGGCAACCCUAAAGCAAACCCAUCAUGGGGUUUUCUUGGCAGGUUUGGCUCAGAGGUGCUGCAAAGAGUGAACCUAACCAUUCAGAGACUAACCUAUUUCCCAAAUUCCCUGCACUUUGUCAAGACAUUUCGCAAUCAUUUGGGCCCCUCGGGUGUCGGGUUCGAGAGGCCGCGUUGGAGCUUGCUCUACCCUUUUUUUUGGCGUGACGUAACGUGUGAAAAGGCGAAGUAAUCAUUAUAAUUUCUAGGCAGAGAAACCUCUCCCCUCCUUUCGAAAGGCUGGAGGCACCGAGAGGAGCGUUGCGCGUCUCCUGGGCAUGUUCAGACCGGGCUGAAUACCGAGAAACAGGUGUGCAUCGGAGGCUCCGGGGUGGAGACACCAUCUCCGAACGUUGGUCGGACGGCGCACACUUUCUCCAGCGUUUCUCUGGAGCCAACCGUUGCCAGGGAUGCAUGCGCCGGGUGGCCAUCUCUCCCUUUUUGCGCCAGAGAGGAGCAAAACACCUGCCUUUUGUCUCAAGGAGAAGGAGCAUUUUUAAUGCACCGCUUCUGCAGAGAUGUGAGCCUCAUUCCCAGUCUUUUGGGUCCCGUGCGGCCGGGACAGAAAGGGCACCGCAGCCAUGAAGAAAAUGUUCUCUUGCUCCAGCAACCAAGUGUCGGUCGAGUGUUGGAACAAACAUGACCAGAAGCUCUUGGACGCCGUCGAGAAAGGAGACGUGGGCAAGGUCUCCGUCCUCAUGUCCAAGAAGACGGCCAAGCCCACCAAACCCAAUGCCAUCGGACAGUCCGCGUUCCACUUGGCAGCUUCCAAAGGGCUGACUGAAUGCCUCACCGUCCUCCUGAACCACGGAGCUGAGGUCAAUGAUAGGAACGACGAUGGGAGCACUGCCUUGCACCUGGCCACCAUCGCUUGCCAGCCUCAGUGCGUCAAAGUCCUCUUGCAGCAUGGAGCCAAUGAAGACUGUGUGGAUGGAGAGAAUCGGACCCCUCUCCAUUGGGCAGCCUUGUCCGGAUGCGCAUCCAGUGUGUUGCUCUUAUGCGACCAAGAGGCCUUCCUGGAUGUCAUGGAUAAUAACGGACAGACGCCGCUGAUGAUGGCGGCUCAGGGCAACCAGGCUGCCAUCUGCUCCCAGUUGCUCCAGAGAGGAGCCAAGGCCGACCUGGUCGACAAAGACGGAAAGACGGCACUCAUCCUCGCUUGCGAACGCGGCAACAUGGAGGCGGCGGAGCUGCUCCUGCAAAACGGGGCCAAUGUGGCCCUAGAGGACGGGGCAGGACGCAGCGCCCUCCAUUACGCCACGCAGGGCAAGAAUCGGACGCUGAGACGCCUGGUCCACAACGCUCUGCGGAAACGGAAGCGGAGAGAACAAGGGCUUGAUCUUUCAUCAGAGGCUGGCUCCCAGGCUCCGUCCGAAAGCGGGAAGGAGAUGGACCGGAGCAUCCUGGACCUGCCCCUCGAGGGAAGAGGCCUGAACGACGAGGAGGACGUCGACCAAGAGACGGAAGAGGACCCCGAGUUGAAGGAGUGGACCAGCCGAUACCGGGAAGAGAAGAUGAAGGUGAUCCAGCUGGAGCUGCAGCUGGCCCAGAAGACGAGGGAAUGUGACUCCCUCUUGGAAGGAUGCAAAGCCAUAAAGGAACGGGUCUGGGACCAAGUGCAGGAGAUCAGCCAGAUCCUUCCAGAAGGAGAGGACCAGAGCCAGGACUGGAAGGAGCUGAGCCGGCGUUACAGCCGCGACGCGACCGAGGAAGACUACUACCUCAACCUUCUGGCUGAACAGAUCCAAGAACUCAAGAGGAGGAAGAAGCGGAUGGAGGCAGAGAAGGAGGAGAAGGAAAAGGAGGAGAAGGAGCAUCCUCAAAAGAGCCACCCGAAAGAAGUGGAGACCACCGUAGCACCUCAAAAGGAAGGAAGAGUGCAGUGGCCUGGUGAGGAAGAGGAGGAGGAACGUAGAUGUCACCAAAUGAAAGUGAAGCGCCUCCAGGCAGAAAUGGCCGCCGCCUAUGAAGAGAAAGCGAACGCCCUGAAAAGAGUGCAGGAGAUGGAGGGCCACAUGGAGAACAUGAGGGCCGUCAUCAGGGUCUAUGAAGCCAAGAAGAAGCACCAAAGCGGGACCCUGAAGGAAACGGAGGCCCGCCUGACGGAGCUGGAAGGGGAGAACCAGCAGCUGCGCGGGAUGUUGGCAACGCAGAUGGACGGAGGCUCCGAGGCUGGGCUGGCCAAGGUGUCCCGGUUCCUGACAGAGAUGGAGGAGGCGUACUCCGAAAUACAGAAGGAGAACAGAGCCAUGAAGGCUGCGAAGGAGGCCCUGAAGCGAGAAGCGGAGGAUGCUGUUGGGAGCAGGCUCUUGUUCCAAACGGUGCCAUCCGAAGUUGUGAAGAAGAGCAUGUUUGCUUGGAAGAGGAUUGUCGCAGGCCUUGAGGACGCCUUGGCCAAGAUGGAACAGACCAACGCCGCCCUCCUAGAGAAAGUCAGGCCUCUUCGGGAAGCCAUUUUGACUCCUCAAUCAGGAGUCGGGGUCAUGGUCAAUGGCAAUGGAUGCCACGCAGAGGAGAGCGGCGCCUCAAGGGAUGAGGCCAAACCCCUGAUGAGGAACUUGAAGACCCCCAAUGAGAUGGAAAGUGUUGGGUCAGGAAAGAGUCAGCUCCAUGAUGGCUCUGUUGGGCAGGUCAAGCUGAGAUCGAAGCCCGAAGUGACCGAAAACAAAGCCCGUCCGUGCCGGAAAAGCUCCGACCUGGAGAAAGAGGUGUGGGAUCUCAAAGAGAACAAUGGCAGCCUGGUGAAGGAACUGGCACAGCUGAGCAAGGAGAGGGAGAAGCUGCAGGCGGAACUGCGGAGGUUAUGUGGUCCAAAGGAAGGGCCUCCUCAGCCAGAGGUGAUGGGAAGCUUAGUGGAAGAGCUGAAGAAGGCGGUGGAUUCUUUGUCUCAACAGCUUUCGGCUGAGAAAGAGGAAUCCAGGAAACUGCGCCUGAAGCUGGAGUCCCAGACGAAGGAAAUGGCGGUGAUGAGGGACAGCUUCUUGGAGAAGAUGGCCAAGAAAGCCACUGCCCUGGUAAGGAGCGACACUCUUGACAGCUGCAUCUUGAAGGAGCUGCACUGGAAGCUGGACAAUGUGGUGAAGAAGCAAAACGAAGCCUUGCAACUGGUGUCCGAGAUCGAAGAGGAGAACCACACCCUGGAGACGGACCGGAAGAUCCACGCCGGACACAACGGCCACCUGUCCCCGCUGGUUGAGAAAGCCCUGCCAGACGUCUCUUCCGAAGCGUUGGACGCCAUCAGGGACAACCGGAAAGUCCAUCGAGAGAUGGAUGAGAUGGAGAAGGUCCUGCAAGGGUUCAAGGAGGUGUUGGAAGCCAUUGAAGCCUCUUUGGGCAAGGAGAGCAAAGAGGUAGCCAAGCUGAAGGCGCUGGUUGGCCAGCUGAAGGCCAAGAUGUCUGACUUGCGCCGUGAGGAAGAGGAAGCCCUGAGGAAGCAUGAGAAGGUGCGCGGCAUGCUCUGCGCCAGGGCUCAAGCUCUGGGGAUAGAAUUGGCCUCCCUUCGGGAGAAAUACGAGGGACUGAGAGGGGAGUCCGUCCGCUGGAAGGAAGACCUGGUGUCCGAGAGACAGAAGAACCAGGAUCUCCUGGCAGAAGUGGUUGAGCGCGAGGAAGAGGUGGAGGAACUGAGAGGGAAGUCUCAGAUGAUGGAGACCGUGAUGGAGAAGAUGGAUCGGAAGGUGGAGGAGCUGUCCAAGGCUUGCCAAGACAAAGACGGAAAGAUCAGGAAGCUGUUAAAGGAGACGGAGAAGCUUUCCAGCGAAAUCCUGAACCUGCGCAGCGAACGCGCCCGGCUCCGGCUGCAGAACGAGGUGGUCCAGAAGAACCAUCAGGAGAUCGUGGCCAUCUACAGAACCCACCUUCUCAACGCAGCCCAAGGCUUCAUGGACAAAGAAGUCCACGAGAUGCUGCUCCGGAUCCUGAGGACGAACGACGGCUGAGGAGCCAACGCCCGAAACCCGCUUCAUCCAAAUGCAACAGAUGCUUGUUCUGGAUCCGUUUGGACCUCGGUCUUUUGCCGUCAAGUAAACGGAAGAGUUGUGGCAUUCGACGACAACCGACAACGUCCGCUUUGCAACAAUGAUCUCAGACCAAAAAAGAGGGCUUUAGGAAAAUGUGAUGAGAAAAGUCCUGAAUGCAAUGGAAACCUUCCUACUUCGGGACUUAUUUUGCAGGGAAAUCCCACAUGUUUGUGCGGAAAUUUGCGUGUUUGUUGUCCAAAAAUUGUGUUUACUGAGCAGAAAGGAACGAAAGAAAGAAGGGAAAGGGAAAAGGGAAAAGAAACCAAACCCUUUUGCUAUUUUAUUCACAGGGAACCUUUGCACAAGGAGGAAAAUUUUCUGUGCUUGAAAAAUAAACAGGUUUUGUUGUGUUUUGUUGCAUUUUCCACACAGGAGAGUUGUUGUUCUUGCUGCUGUUGUUGUUGUUCGGUGCAUUGUGUUCGCUGUGCAGAAAGGAACAUUGCUUAUGCAAAAGAAAAGGUAAAGGUAAAGGUGAAAGCAA